This is a messenger RNA of Neolamprologus brichardi, 3084 nucleotides long. Lineage: Eukaryota; Metazoa; Chordata; Actinopteri; Cichliformes; Cichlidae. The record is from RefSeq and is a predicted model, not a curated record.
GUCACUGCAGUGGCCAUAAUGGACACUUUUUUUCGCCGUCACUUUAAGAGGAAGGAUGCCGCUCUGCAGGAGGACGCGUCCAAAUCCUGCCGCCAGCGGAGGCCCAGCGUUGCCGUGCCCACCAGCAAAGCCCGCCGAAGGUCCACAGUCGGGAUGCCUUCCUCCGCUCUGGCCCAGCGGCGUCGCUCCAGCGUCCAGCCGCCGUCAGGGUCGCUGUGUGCUGGUGGGGGGCGUCUGGCAAAGACAGACUCCGGCAGCAGGUGGGCCGGGCACGCUCGCAGGCGCUCAAGCACUACCACGCCCAACCUCAACCCGAGGUUUGCCGUUCGCCGGAGAAAGGUGGGGAAGCUGCGGACGAUCGACACCCACCUGCUGGGGCCGUCCAUGCUGCUCGCCAGCCUGAUCCAGAUGGCUGAGGAAGACGAGGAGGAAGAGGGUGUGGGGGCGGGACCGCUGGCUGAAGAACAGCAGGUGGAGGUGAUCAGCGGCGUCAACAACAGGAGGAGAUUUUCACGAGCCAGCAGCCUCCUCUCAGAUGGCGACGACAACAGCAGCCGUUUCUCCACCACUGACGACAGCCAAUCAGAAACCAGCCAGCUGUCAGAGGCGGAGCAGUUGGCUGAGGAGGAGGAGAACACCUGCUCCCCUGAUCCCCACUUCUCCCGAGCCUCUAGCCCGUCCGUGUCCUCCACCGCCACACUGGAGUUGAUGAAAAAGACUCCCCCGCUGCCGUCGCCGUCCCGCCCGCUGAUCCGGGCGCCGCGCUGCCUCCGGAGGAAUUCCUCUCAGGUGUUUACGGUAGACUCCAUCCCCUACGGCUGCUGCCGCACCUCCAGCCAAAGGAAGAGGAGAAGGAUCUCCACCAUCUCCAAAGCUGGGAGCCCCUGGCCUGGGAGAGGCCCGCCGUUGCCCAGCCGCAAGACCUCGGUGUACUACCUCAACCACCCGGGCUUCUACCGGGGCGCCGGCGCACUGAGCCCGCUGGGGCCUCGGGGCCAUGACUCCUGCCUGGAGAGCUGGAGCGCCUUCCUGCUGACUCCGGCCAACGUGUCGACGUCCGGUGCGAGCGAGUCGCCGCAGGAGCCGAGCAGCACCGUCGACUGGAGCGAUAACGCCCAGUACGGCGACCACAUCUGGUUUGAGACCAGUGUCUCCGGAGACUUCUGCUAUGUUGGAGAGCAGUACUGCAUCGCCAAGUCUCUGGUGAGUCCGCCCACCGGAGCAAAGAUCGUCCAGUCCUUCAUGUGGUACCUGAACCCGCGGCAGGUGUUCGACCUGACGAAGGGCGGGCCCAAAGAAGGGCUGGAGCUGUACGCCAAAGUGCCCAACCUGCGGAUCCUGGCCUGCGGGGGGGACGGCACCGUGGGGUGGAUCCUGUCUGUUUUGGAUCAGCUGAAGCUCCGCCCUCAGCCUCCUGUGGCCAUCCUGCCACUGGGGACUGGCAACGACCUGGCAAGGACUCUGAACUGGGGAGGGGGCUACACCGACGAACCGAUAACGAAGAUCCUCUCGCACGUGGAGGACGGCAACAUCGUGCAGCUGGACCGAUGGAACCUGAACGUGGAGGCAAACCCAGAGGCGCGGCCCGAGGACCGGGACGAACACCAGACAGACAAGCUCCCCAUCGACGUCUUCAACAACUACUUCAGUCUGGGCUUCGACGCUCACGUCACGCUGGGCUUCCAUGAAUCCAGAGAGGCGAACCCCGAGAAGUUUAACAGCCGCUUCAGGAACAAGAUGUUCUACGCAGGGACCGCCUUCUCAGACUUCCUGAGCGGGAGCUCCAAAGACCUCGCCAAGCACAUCAGAGUGGUGUGUGACGGGACGGACCUCACAGCCAAAGUCCAGGACCUGAAGCUGCAGUGUCUGCUCUUCCUCAACAUCCCCAGGUACUGUGCUGGCACCACGCCGUGGGGGAACCCCAGCGAACAUCAGGACUUUGAGCCUCAGCGGCAUGACGACGGCUGUAUCGAGGUCAUCGGCUUCACCAUGACGUCUCUGGCCACCCUCCAGGUGGGCGGUCAUGGCGAACGCCUCCACCAGUGUAAGGAAGUGACCCUCACCACCUUUAAGUCCAUCCCCAUGCAGGUGGACGGCGAGCCCUGCAAGCUGGCGCCGUCCGUCAUUCACAUCAGUCUGAGGAACCAGGCCAACAUGGUCCAGAAGGCCAAGAGGAGGAUCUCCAUGCCCCAUCUCAACGACCAGCAGCCCGUUCCAGAGAAGCUGCAGAUCAGGGUGAACCGCAUCAGCAUGGCGGCGUACGAGGCGCUGCACUACGACAAAGAUCAGCUGAAGGAGGCGUCUCUGCCGCUGGGAGUCAUCACCGUCCCCGGAGACAGCGACCUGGAGACCUGCCGCCUGCACAUCGACCGUCUGCAGGACAACCUGGAGCAGGACGGCGAGGCGCUGAAAGGCGAGAGUCUGUCCUCGCACAAGCUCUCCAUGAAGUGGUGCUUCCUCGACUGCACGACGGCGGAUCGUUUCUACAGGAUCGACCGGGCUCAGGAGCACCUGAACUACGUGACGGAGAUCUCUCAGGAGGAGCUCUACAUCCUGGACCCGGAGCUGGUCUCCAAGGAGACGGUGGGCACCUCCCCCAGCAUGCCCGACCUGGUGGACUCGGAGGAGCAUCAAGACCAGCAGUUCGCCUUCCCCUGCUCGCCGCCCUCCCCCACCUCCCCUACCUCGUCACACAGAUCCCGAGAUCAGAGGAAGAGGAUCUCCAGCGACAGCUCCGUGGUCGAUGCUUUGACUCAGAGCUCCUCGAAGACCGCCCUCUGCAGGCGAGGAGCAAAGAUUAUCAAUGUGCAUCGCUCCAACACGGCCGCGGCUGAUUUCAGACCCGUCAUUAGACCUGCUGCUGCUACCUCACACGACCCUGAAAAAGAUGCAGAGCUGAUCAGCUGCAUCAAGAAGGAAAACCUGGAGCGGCUCCGAGAGCUCCACCAACAGGGGGCGGACCUCCUGCUGCAAGACGGAGACGGCUGCACGCUGCUGCAUCACGCCGUGGAGGCCGGCUGCAAAGACAUCGUCAAGUACCUCAUCGACAGCGGUGAGCGAAUCGUGGAGCGGUUUGUAUUAUGA